Molecule: messenger RNA, 1941 nt
Organism: Alnus glutinosa
Lineage: Eukaryota; Viridiplantae; Streptophyta; Magnoliopsida; Fagales; Betulaceae
Product: protein FAR1-RELATED SEQUENCE 5-like
Exons: 3
Coding region: 1-1941 (646 amino acids)
Biological process (GO): regulation of DNA-templated transcription
Source: RefSeq, a predicted model, not a curated record
AUGCGUGAGCGAGUUGAAACAAGGAUAGGUUGCCAAGCACAUAUGAAAAUUCGACUUGAUAAAAAGAAUAAGAAAUAUUGUAUACAGAGCCUUGAGCUCAAUCAUAAUCAUAUUCUUCAUGUUUCACAAUGUGCUCACAUGAUGCCAUCACAACGAAGGAUCUCACAUGCACAAGCAUUGGAAAUUGAUUUGGCUUAUGAUAGUGGUAUAAAAUUGAAAGAUUCGUAUGAGUUUAUGGGUAGGCAUGCUAGUGGGAAAGAUGUUCUUGGUUACACCAAGCAAGAUCAUAAGAAUUACCUUCACAGCAAACGACAACGAGAGCUGAAAUAUGGUGAGUCAGGGUGUUUACUUAGAUACUUUGAAAAGAAAAAGCGAGAGAAUGUUUCCCUUUAUUAUGCAUUACAGUUGGAUGCUCCAGAACAGAUAACAAAUAUUUUUUGGGUAGAUCUGCAAAUGAUUGUUGAUUAUAAGUUAUUUGGUGAUGUAGUUUCUUUUGAUACGACAUACAGAACAAAUAAGGAAUAUCGACCGCUUGCAAUGUUUGUUGGGUUUAAUCAUCAUAGAAAGGUUGUUUUAUUUGGGGCUGCACUUCUAUACAAUGAAACUAUAGAGUCUUUCGAGUGGUUGUUUGAAACUUUCUUUGAGGCAAUGUCAGGGAAGAAGCCAAAUACAAUCUUUACUGAUCAAGAUCCAGCAAUGGCAAAAGCUAUUUCAUUGGUGAUGCCUAAUACUUACCAUCGAUUGUGUACGUGGCAUUUAAUGCAAAAUGCUUUGAAACAUAUUGGUCAUUUAUUAACAGGUGAGAAUGAGUUUAGAAGUGAUCUCAAUGCUUGUUUUAAAGUUUGGGAAGAGGAAGAUGAGUUCCUUAGUGCUUGGGAUACUAUACUUCAUAAGUACAAUGUAUGUGAUAAUUCUUGGCUUCAACGUUUAUUUGAAGUGAAAGAGAAAUGGGCUAAAGCAUAUGUCAAGAUGUCUUUUUUUGCAGGAAUGACUCCGACACAAUUGAGUGAAAGUUUGAAUGCUAACUUGAAGGAUUAUUUACAGUCAGAUUAUGAUAUUGUAAAGUUCUUCACACAUUUUGAUAGAUUACUUAAUGAUAAGCGCUACAAGGAAUUGUUGGCAGAGUAUAAUUUAAGACAAAAGUUACCAAAGAUUAAGAUGUUAUCACCUAUGUUGGUACAAGCAGCAAAGAUUUAUACUUCUCAACCAUUUUUGAAGUUUCAAAAGCAAUAUGAAGAGUUCCAAGGAGCUUAUGUCAAGGAGCUUAUUGAAAGAAACUCAUCUCAGGAAUAUAUAGUGUCAUUUUAUGAUAUACCUCAAGAUCGUAGAGUCAUUUGGAAUUCUUUGGAACACAGUGUUUCAUGUAGUUGCAGAAAUCGAGCAGCUGAAUGUGAAGAAGCAUACAAGAUAGCAUUGGAAAACUAUACUGAGUUGAGCAAAAAGAUUGAAGAUGUCAUGAGAAGGAAAUCCGAUCUUUGCCAAGUUGAUAAUUCUCAAGAAAAUCCUUUAAAUGAAGAUGUCAUAAGUGCUAAAGGCCUUAAAACAAGCAAGAAAUCACUUACAAACCCACAAUUUUACAACAAAACCUCCCAAUCCAAAAACCCAAAUCACUUCCGCUGUGCAGUCCCUGCAAUCCGACCAAGAGAAGAAGCUGAUUCGGCCUUUGAGUUUGACGUUGCUCUUGACCUUCACGGCUACCUUCAUGGCUUCAUCCUAGAGAGAUCGAACUCGGUCACGCCGCCCGAUUUUGCCGUCGUCUUUGAAGCAUCUGUUGUCGAGAUCGAACCGUCUCUACACGAUCGCCAUGAGGAGCUGCUGCUCCUCCCACGGAUGAACUUCCCGAUGGCCGGCAUGUCUACGGACAACCACUGCAAGCGUUGGAAUGAGACCUCGUCGUUUGAAGAAGAAUGUCUUGGGGAAGACUCCUACUGCGGUAGAUAG